This is a messenger RNA of Rasamsonia emersonii CBS 393.64, 771 nucleotides long. RefSeq lists its product as uncharacterized. The transcript is spliced from 6 exons. The record is from RefSeq and is a predicted model, not a curated record. NCBI's taxonomy places the organism in Eukaryota, Fungi, Ascomycota, Eurotiomycetes, Eurotiales, Trichocomaceae. Bases 1 to 771 code for a protein of 256 amino acids.
AUGGUUGAAAGAAAUUCCGGCCAGGCACGCGAUGAUCCAUGGACGACAAGAGGGGUGCCUGAGGACGAGGUCGCCGACACCGCUCCUUUCCCAUCCAUCUGCGGUCGCGUUGAGUCAUCCGCAUCCGCUAGAAUGAAAAUAGCGCGCGAAAGCCGCUUGACUCCGCGUGCUGGCUGCACGAGCCGCGCAACCCCUCUCGAUCACCGCCCCCGCAUUGUUGGCCCUGCCAUCGAGAUCACCACGAUGACUUCAGCUCCAGCAACCCAUUGUCGUGUCAGUGGUUUAUCUCGUCAUCUCGUGUCUGACGCCAAGGCCCUAUCAACACCUCCGAAUCACCACCAUCUCGAGCAACGGUUGGGCGCCUUAAUGGCAUUGUGCUGCUGUCAUGCCGUCACUAAGCGGCUGUUAUCAGCCCAGUCCACUUGGCCCACUAAGGCAAGGCCGAGCGCACUGGCACUGAACAUCAUGUCAAUCUGUCAUCCGAGGCACCCUACUGGUGCCGGCAUGAAGAUCUCUCUCUGUUACUGUCUUCUCCACGAUUGUUUUGUGGCCCUGACGGCCUGCAGCGCGGUGACGGCGCUUAGCCAUGACACGCAAGCCGAGGGCCACUUGCGCGAUACGGGUGCCGAACCGUGCCUUGGAAUUGUGAUCCCGGGCCGCCUGUCAACGCACGUCCAGCAACAUCACAGCAGUUCUCGGCAGUGGGGUGCUGUUCCAGCGGUCACCCUCGCUAGUCUCGUCGUUAUCUUUAUCAGAUUCCCUACGGAGUAA